AUGCAGAAGGGGAUGAGACUCAAUGAUGGCCAUAUCACCUAUCUGGCUCUUUUGGCGAAGAAGGAUGGGACGAGGCGAGGUUGCUUGAGUAAGAAGAGCUCAGACAACACAAAAUGGCAUUCAAAGUGGUUCGCUUUGUUGCAGAAUAUGCUGUUUUAUUUCGAAAACGACUCCAGCUCACGCCCCUCCGGACUGUACCUGUUGGAGGGAUCUGUUUGUGACAGGGCGCCGUCACCCAAACCGUCUCUGUCCGCGAAGGAAUGCUUAGAGAAGCAGUAUUACUUCACCGUCACAUUCAAUCAUGACAACCAGAAGGCUUUGGAGCUGCGCACAGAGGACGUCAAGGACUGCGAUGAGUGGGUGGCUGCCAUCACACAGGCCAGUUACAGGAACCUGGCUACAGAGCAUGAGACCCUCAUGCAGAAGUAUCUUCAUCUACUCCAAAUAGUGGAGACGGAGAAAACGGUUGCCAAGCAACUUCGACAACAGAUAGAGGAUGGGGAAAUCGAGAUAGAGCGGCUAAAAUCAGAGAUCGCUGGACUGCUGAAGGACAAUGAGAAGAUCCAGUCAAAUCCAGAGGUGCCACCCAGUGAGGAUGAUACAGAGAUCAAAAAGAUCAAAAAGGUCCAGAGUUUCCUGAGAGGCUGGAUUUGCCGCAGGAAGUGGAAAACCAUCAUCCAGGACUACAUCCGCUCACCCCACGCUGAGAGCAUGAGGAAGAGGAACCAGGUGGUAUUCAGCAUGCUGGAGGCCGAGGCCGAAUACGUCCAGCAGCUCCACAUCCUGGUCAACAACUUCCUGCGGCCGCUCCGCAUGGCCGCCAGCUCUAAGAAGCCCCCCAUCACCCACGACGACGUCAGCAGCAUCUUCCUCAACAGUGAGACCAUCAUGUUCCUCCACCAGAUCUUCUACCAGGGCCUGAAGGCCAGGAUAGCCAGCUGGCCGACACUGGUGCUCGCUGACCUGUUUGACAUCUUGCUGCCCAUGUUGAACAUCUACCAAGAGUUUGUGAGGAACCACCAGUACAGCCUGCAGAUCCUGGCCCACUGCAAGCAGAACCGAGACUUUGACAAGCUGCUGAAGCAGUACGAGGCCAAGCCCGACUGUGAGGAGAGGACGCUGGAGACGUUCCUCACUUACCCCAUGUUUCAGAUCCCUCGUUACAUCCUGACAUUGCAUGAGUUGCUGGCUCACACUCCCCAUGAGCACGUGGAGAGAAACAGUUUGGACUACGCCAAGUCAAAACUGGAGGAGCUUUCCAGAAUCAUGCAUGACGAGGUUAGCGAGACGGAGAACAUCCGGAAGAACCUGGCCAUCGAGCGGAUGAUCGUAGAAGGCUGUGAGGUGCUGCUUGACACCAGCCAGACAUUCGUUAGACAAGGUUCUCUAAUCCAGGUGCCAAUGAGUGAGAAAGGGAAGAUCACGAGAGGCCGACUGGGUUCGUUGUCUCUGAAGAAGGAAGGCGAGAGACAGUGUUUCCUCUUUUCCAAGCAUCUCAUCAUCUGUACCAGAGGCUCUGGAGGAAAACUACACAUCACUAAGAACGGAGUGGUGUCUCUCAUAGACUGCACUCUGAUGGAGGAGCCGGAGGGCACAGAUGAUGAGUCCAAAGGGGAGCGGAGCGGCCAGGACACGGAGCACCUGGACUUUAAAGUGAUGGUGGAGCCCAAAGACAGCCAGCCUUACACCGUUAUCCUGGUGGCAUCAUCCCGACAGGAGAAGUCGGCAUGGACAAGUGACAUCAGCCAGUGCAUCGACAACAUCCGCUGUAACGGCCUGAUGAUGAAUGCCUUCGAGGAGAACAGUAAAGUCACCGUGCCACAGAUGAUUAAGUCGGACACCAGCUUGUACUGUGACGAUGUCGACAUUCGCUUCAGCAAGAUGAUGAACUCCUGCAAGGUGCUGCAGAUCCGCUACGCCAGCGUGGAGCGCUUGUUGGAGAGGCUGACCGACCUGCGCUUCCUCUCCAUCGACUUCCUGAACACCUUCCUCCACUCUUACCGCGUCUUCACCAGCGCCGACGUGGUGCUGGACAAGCUCAUCACCAUCUACAAGAAGCCCAUCAGUGCCAUCCCUGCACGCUCUUUGGAGCUUUUCUUCGCCAGCAGCCAGAACAACAAACUCCUCUACGGCGAGCCACCCACGUCGCCACGUGCCAGCCGCAAGUUCUCCUCCCCUCCUCCCCUCUCCAUCACCAAGACGUCCUCUCCCAACCGCCGUCGCAAACUUUCGCUCAACAUCCCCAUCAUCACAGGGGGCAAGGCCCUGGACCUGGCCGCACUCAGCUGUUCUCCCAAUGGCUAUGCAAGCAUGCACUCCACCAUGUCACCCUUCAGUAAGACCACCCUUGACAUCAACAAGCUCUACGUGUCGAGCACCAUGGCCAGCAAAAUCUCUGAUGAGGGAGAUUCCAAAACCGAAGGCAAGACCGACGAGUCUGUCCUCAACAAGCAAGAUCUGUCUGUAAGAGAAGAGUGCGAUGAAGACCCAAGUCAGAGCGACGACGCCGAAGCAGAAAUGUCUCCUCCCAAGUCGCCGUCAACACCCAAGAACGUCAAGUCAAAAAACUCUGAGUUCUCUCUGUUUUCCUUCAACAAUGGCAUGGUGGUGUCAUCCUGCCGGGAGCUGGACAACAACCGCAGUGCCCUUUCUGCCGCCUCAGCCUUCGCCAUUGCAACCGCCGGUGCCAAUGAAGGCACCCCAACCAAGGAGAAGUACCGGCGUAUGUCUCUCGCCAGCACAGGUUUCCCCACAGACCAGAGAAAUGGGGACAAAGAGUUUGUCAUCAGAAGAGCUGCCACGAACAGAGUUCUGAAUGUACUGCGUCACUGGGUCUCCAAACACUCCCAGGACUUUGAGCUGAACACAGAGCUGAAGAUUCGGGUAAUUGGCUUCCUGGAGGAGGUGAUGCAUGACCCAGAGCUCCUGACACAGGAAAGAAAGGCAGCUGCUAACAUUAUCAGGACUCUCACCCAGGAGGAUCCUGGAGACAACCAGGUCACCCUCGAAGAGAUCACACAGAUGGCGAUGGAGGACUGCAAGACUGAACCGUUUGAGAGCCAUUCGGCCUUGGAAAUAGCUGAGCAGCUCACACUGCUGGACCACCUGGUCUUCAAAGUCAUCCCCUAUGAGGAAUUCUUUGGUCAAGGUUGGAUGAAGAACGACAAGAAUGAGAGAACUCCAUACAUAAUGAAAACAACCAAGCAUUUCAAUGAUAUCAGUAACAGGAUUGCCACAGAGAUCCUGCAAUGGGACGAUGUCAACAUGCGGGGGGCGGUGAUCGAGAAAUGGGUGGCGGUGGCUGACAUCUGUCGCUGCCUCCACAACUACAACGCCGUGCUGGAGAUCACAUCCUCUCUCAACCGCAGCUCCGUUUUCCGCCUCAAGAAGACCUGGCUCAAAGUCUCCAAGCAGACAAAGACUGUGAUCGACAAGUUACAGAAGUUGGUGUCGUCAGAGGGCCGAUUCAAAAACCUGAGAGAGGCUCUAAAGAACUGUGACCCUCCCUGCGUUCCCUACCUGGGCAUGUACCUGACUGACCUGGCCUUCAUUGAGGAGGGAACACCCAACUACACAGAGGACAACCUGGUCAACUUCUCCAAGAUGAGAAUGAUAUCUCACAUUAUCAGAGAGAUACGGCAAUUUCAGCAAACAGCUUACAAGAUUGACUACCAACCAAAGGUGGCAAAGUAUUUGCUCGACGGCAGCACGGUGCUGGAUGAGGAGAGCCUGUACGAUGCGUCUCUCAGAAUCGAGCCCAAAACUUCAUCAUGA
Messenger RNA from Stegastes partitus (bicolor damselfish), 3774 nucleotides. Its product is annotated as ras-specific guanine nucleotide-releasing factor 1. The record is from RefSeq and is a predicted model, not a curated record. Lineage: Eukaryota; Metazoa; Chordata; Actinopteri; Pomacentridae. The transcript is spliced from 27 exons. Gene Ontology annotation, cellular component: plasma membrane. Gene Ontology annotation, molecular function: guanyl-nucleotide exchange factor activity. Gene Ontology annotation, biological process: Ras protein signal transduction. Bases 1 to 3774 code for a protein of 1257 amino acids.